Condylostylus longicornis is the source of this 4303-nucleotide messenger RNA. It is a transcript of the gene pod1, whose product is annotated as coronin-7. Gene Ontology annotation, molecular function: protein binding. The record is from RefSeq and is a predicted model, not a curated record. Bases 611 to 3889 code for a protein of 1092 amino acids. The transcript is spliced from 13 exons. NCBI's taxonomy places the organism in Eukaryota, Metazoa, Arthropoda, Insecta, Diptera, Dolichopodidae.
UAAUUCUACAUUUCUAGUAAAUGAAUAAUUAAUUUUUCACGAUAAAAAACAAAAAUUUUAUUAAAGUUUGAAGAAUUUUAAUUUUUGAGAUUAAAAGUUUUUUUAAUAAAGAAAAAAAAGAACGUAUGUAAAGUUCCAUGUAGGUAAAUAAAAAAAAAUAAAAAAGAAAUAGCUACUUACUGUAUUUAGUUAAAAAAAAAAAGAAAUCAAAAUCAGGAAAUUUAUUCCACUUUCAAAUCUUGAAGAAAAAAGAAAGUUGCUUAAAAAAAAAUUAUAGCUAAUUGGCAUUAUCUUUGUGUUACCGUAGAGACUUCAGCAAUAUUCUGGUUUUAGUGUUUUUAGUUGGUUUCUUUAUGAAAAAAGCCAGCUAUUAAUGUUUUGCCAUCAAUUACAUAUACAUAUAUGUAUGUAAAUAUCUAUAGAUUUAAUGUUGCUGUCAAAUAUUCUUUUUUACAAACGCUGAUUAUUAAAAUUAAUAUUUUUAAAAAUUUCUGCAAAAACAAAAAAAGACAAGAAAAGUACUGAUUUACUGUUUCAUCUAAACUUAAAAGACUAAACUAAAAAGACUUAAAAAGAAAAUAGUAUAUAAAUAGUAGCAUUUUUAAACAGAAUGGCGUGGAGAUUUAAAGCAUCUAAAUAUAAAAAUGCUGCCCCAAUAGUACCUAAACCUGAAGCAUGUAUACGUGAUGUAUGCGUUGGAUCAUAUCAAACAUAUGGAAAUAACAUUGCAGCAUCUGCUGCCUUUAUGGCAUUUAACUGGGAACACGUUGGUUCAAGUUUGGCAAUUCUUUCUCUGGAUGAUUGUGGACGUAAAAGUAAAACAAUGCCAUUGUUACAUGCACACACAGACACUGUAACCGAUAUAAUGUUUUCACCAUUUCAUGAUGGUAUAUUGGCGACAGCAUCACAAGAUUGUUUAGUUAAAAUAUGGCAUAUACCAGAAAAAGGACUCGAACAGUCAUUAGAAAAUCCAGAAUGUACAUUUUCACAUAAACAAAGACGUGUGGAAACCGUUGGAUUUCAUCCAACUGCCGACUGCUUACUAUAUUCUACGGCGGCUGGUACUGUUACUUUGUAUGACAUUUCUGUACAAAAGGAAUGCUUUUGUAAUAAUGAGCACACAGAAGUUAUUCAGUCAUUAAGUUGGAAGCAAGAUGGUACUGUAUUUGCUACAAGUUGUAAGGAUAAAAUGGUACGUAUUAUUGAUCCGAGAGCGGCGGCUGGUCAAAAUAUACAAAUGUCUGUUGAUAGUCAUCAAAGUAUUAAAGACUCUCGGGUAGUAUGGUUAGGAGACCAAUCAAGAAUCUUAACAACUGGAUUUGACGCAGCCCGUGUUCGUCAAGUUAUAAUAAGGGACAUAAGAAAUUUUUCAAUUCCUGAAAAAUUACUUGAGUUAGAUUGUUCAACGGGUAUUUUAAUGCCACUAUUUGAUCCAGAUACGAAUAUGCUUUUUCUUGCUGGAAAAGGCGACACUACUAUCAAUUACAUGGAAGUUACAGAUAAAGAUCCGUACUUAAUAGAAGGAUUACGACAUACGGGCGAACAAACAAAAGGAGCUUGUUUGAUACCAAAAAGAGCUUUGAAAGUUAUGGAAGGUGAAGUUAACCGCAUUUUACAACUAACGUCUAACAUGGUUAUACCAAUUAUGUAUCAAGUUCCCAGAAAAACAUACCGUGACUUUCAUAGUGAUUUAUAUCCCGAUACAAAUGGUUAUAAAACUGAUUUGACAGCGAGUCAGUGGAUGUCUGGCACAAAUUUACCUUUACCAAAAAUGUGUUUAGAUCCAAGUAAACGCGAGCAUGGUGACGCUCCGAUUGUUCCGCGGUUGGGCCCGAAGCCUUUUUCAAGUAACGCUGGAGAUGUUUCAUUCGAUAAAGUUUUUUCAGUACCACAUGCCCCUGGUUCUAUCGAAGUUGAUAAUUUGAAUUUUGGUGAACAAAAGAUGGUAAACGAUACAAAUGGGGUGGAGUGCGAGUCUAAAAAAAUAUUUUCAUCACCUGAUCUAGUUGAAAUUCAAAUUAAGAAAGAAGAAAGGGAUCUUGCAGAUAAUAGUAAAAAUGGUCAUGAAGAACAAAAAUCUUUAACCACCUUAGAAAGACGAAAGUACGAGGAUGAGGACGAAAAAGAUAAGUUGUUUGAAAUGAAUAAUUCAGAAUCUUCUGGGAACUCUACAGAGUCUGAAGACAAACCAGAUGAACUAAAGCGUUUAUCUAGCAACCGAAGUAGUAUUGCUGAAAGACGUCGUUUAUACGAAAAUCGUUCUAAAAGUAUGCAAGAUGAAAAAGCACAAUCACCAGUCCCGUUAUUAAGACGUGAUACGAUUGCAAAAACUGAAGCAGACAAUAAUGUAAUUCGUCAGUCUAUUUCUUCACAUGAAAAUACAGAUAAAUUAACAAAAUGUGUUGGCAAUAAAAAACAUAAUAGCACCUCUUCAGGCGCAAUUGAUUCGAAUAAGGAUAACUCUGCGACAUAUACAAAACGCACAUCUACCGUUUUUGGUAAAGUAUCCAAAUUUAGGCACUUGAAAGGAACACCAGGACAUAAAUCCACUCAAAUUGAAAACGUACGUAAUUUGAGUCGACAAAUUCCAGGUGAAUGUAAUGGUUUUCAAGCAAACCAUGAAAGAGUUGCCGUACCAUUAUCUGGACCAGGGGGUAAAGUUGCUAUUUUCGAGCUAAGUAAACCUGGUCGUUUACCAGAUGGUGUCAUACCAUCACUCGUUAAUGGUUCAAAUAUUAUGGACUUCCAAUGGGAUCCUUUUGAUUCAAAACGAUUAGCGGUUGCUUGCGACGAUGGAGUUGUAAGGUUUUGGUUAAUACCAAAUGGUGGCCUUACUGAACCAACAAAUAAGUCAGAAGCUGAAUUAAUUGCUCAUUUAGAUAAAAUUUAUUUUAUUAGAUUUCAUCCGCUAGCUGAGGAAGUCUUUUUGACAGCAAGUUACGACAUGACCAUUAAGCUAUGGGAUUUAAAAGCAAUGAAGGAAAAAUUGUGUUUAAAGGGACACACAGAUCAAAUAUUUGAUUUUCAAUUUAGCCCUUGUGGUGUUUAUGGAGCCACUGUUUGCAAAGAUACAAAGUUACGCAUUUACAAUAUAAGAAAAUCGGAGAAUCCAAUUCGCGAAGGAAAUGGUCCUGUUGGUACGAGAGGAGCUAGAUUGGCUUGGGCCAUAGAGGGACAAUACCUUGUCGUGACGGGAUUUGACAAGGUAUCAGAAAGACAAAUUAGCAUAUAUAACGCUCAGAAUUUAUCAACAUGUUUGGGAACAGUUAGCCUAGAUGUUUCUCCAUCAAUUUUAAUCCCGUUUUAUGAUGAAGAUAGUUCAACACUUUUCGUGACUGGAAAAGGUGAUUCAACAAUAUAUUGUUAUGAAAUAACAGACGAAGAACCAUACAUCUGUCCAUUAUCACAUCAUCGAUGCUCAAGUUUGCAUCAGGGUUUAAGCUUUUUGACAAAGAAUCAUUGUGAUGUUGCCAGCGUGGAAUUUUCCAAAGCAUACCGACUUACGAAUACGACAAUCGAACCUUUAAGUUUCACAGUACCCAGAAUAAAGAGUGAACUUUUUCAAGAUGAUUUAUUCCCGCCAACACGCGUGUUAUGGAAACCAGCAAUGUCGGCUGAUGAUUGGUUCUCAUUAAAUGAUAAGCGUGCAAAACAGAUAAGUUUGCAACCAGAAGGAAUGGAUUGCUUAUCAUCAAUACAACCGGUAGUGUCAAAUAAAAAGACUGAUAUUCAACCAGCAUUAAAUUCUUCACAAUUAAUAACGCAAACAGAUUUUGAAAAAUCACGGCAACAAAAGAUUCAAAAAUCGGUUAGCGCGCGCAUGGAAUAUAAUACAAAGUUGGAGCAAGAUACAAUGGAAGGUGUAGAUGAGAACGAAUGGGAUGAAUAACUUUACAAAUGUAUAAUAAUUUUCAAAAUUUUUUAUUCUUAUCAAUAAAAAAACAAAAUCUUAAUAAUAUGUAUAAUUUAUUAUAUUAACUUUUUAAUUCUACAAGAGGAUUUUAUUAAGUUUCUUUUGUAAUGAAUGAAGAAAUAUUUAUUUAAAUGUUGUAAAUAUUUAUUUCUAUUUUUUUAUAUUUUAAACUGCGCUUACAUUUUUGUCUUUUAUAUGAAUUGGAUCAAUUGCUUAACAAAAUAAUAUAAUGCUUUUUAUUGUAUUUUUCUUUCAAAUUUUUCUGUUUAAAAUUAGAAACACAAAAUAUGACUAACAAAUAAGUAGCAUUAUUCAUAGGAUAUUAUUAAUAUCCAUUUGUAAAAUUUUAAUUUAAAAAAAGUAAAAAGCAGAGUUUUAAAACUUCUUAAG